AUGAAAUGCCACAAAGACAUACAGGAAGCUUCAUAUCGUGCCAGCCUCCUGAUCGCCAGAGCCGGUAAGCCGCACACAAUCGGGGAACUGCUGUGUUUACCAUUAGCCAAAGAGAUGACACGUAUCAUGUGUGGAGAGAAAGCUGCCAGAGAGUUAAACUUGGUGCCGCUUUCAAAUGACACCGUGUCAAGGAGAAUAAACGACAUGGCUGACGAUGUUAAAAAGACACUGAUUGAGCGCAUUAAGAACAGUAGAUAUUUUGCCAUACAGCUUGAUGAGACUACAGAUGUUGCAGAUUUGGCCAAUUUAUUGACCAGAACUACAUCAGAGCAAAUAUUCCAGUUACUGAACAAGUUCAUCCAGGAGCAUGGCUUGGACUGGGAAAAGUGUGUGGGUGUAUGUACUGACGGAGCGAGGGCCAUGACGGGUCGCAACAGCGGGGUAGCAGCUCGCAUCCGAGAAGUGGCACCUGAGAUGCGCUGGACUCACUGCAGCAUCCAUCGUGAGGUGCUGGCAGUGAAGAGGAUGCCUGAUGACCUGAAGUCCGUGCUGGAUUGUGCUGUAAAAACUGUGAACUUCAUCAAGGCCAGACCGAUGAAUGCUCGCUUAUUUCAUGUGCUCUGCGAGGAGAUGGGCAGUGAGCAUGUCCAACUCUUGCUUCAUACUGAAGUAAGGUGGCUUUCAAGAGGAAAGGUGCUUUCAAGGCUUUUCGAAUUGCCAGAGAGGUCCAGAUGUUCUUGCAGGACACAAAUUUCCCCCGUCAGACAUUUUUGA
Messenger RNA from Neoarius graeffei (lesser salmon catfish), 774 nucleotides. RefSeq names its product zinc finger BED domain-containing protein 5-like. The transcript has 3 exons. The coding region runs from base 1 to 774 and encodes 257 amino acids. NCBI's taxonomy places the organism in Eukaryota, Metazoa, Chordata, Actinopteri, Siluriformes, Ariidae. The record is from RefSeq and is a predicted model, not a curated record.